Molecule: messenger RNA, 2557 nt
Organism: Orycteropus afer afer
Lineage: Eukaryota; Metazoa; Chordata; Mammalia; Tubulidentata; Orycteropodidae
Gene: BCL2L1
Product: BCL2 like 1
Biological process (GO): negative regulation of intrinsic apoptotic signaling pathway; intrinsic apoptotic signaling pathway in response to DNA damage; extrinsic apoptotic signaling pathway in absence of ligand
Cellular component (GO): mitochondrial outer membrane
Molecular function (GO): protein heterodimerization activity; protein homodimerization activity
Source: RefSeq, a predicted model, not a curated record
GGUGGUAGGAGGCCGUGGCUGCGGAGCGGCCGCCCUCGAUCUGGGCGAUGGAGGAGGAAGCAAGCAAGGGGACCGGUUCCUGAGAGCCACGGUUCCGGUGUCGCCUUCUGGUCUCCCAGCCUGCCGGGUUGCAUGAUUCCUUCGCCCGGAGCUGUUUUUGUUGUCAGCCGCCGCGAGGCCGGCUGGGUUACCGGCAUCCCGGUCACCACCUCCUCUCGCGACCUGUGAUACAAAAGAUCCGGGGGCUGCACCUGCCUGCCGCCGCCUGAGACGGAUUUGAAUAACCUUAUCUUGGCUUUGGAUCUCAGAAGGGAACCACUAAGCAGAGACCAGACUCAGUGAGUGAGCAGGUGUUUUGGACAAUGGACUGGUGGACCCCGUCCCUAUUAUAAAAAUGUCUCAGAGCAACCGGGAGCUGGUGGUUGACUUUCUCUCCUACAAGCUUUCCCAGAAAGGAUACAGUUGGAGUCAGUUUAAUGAUGUGGAGAACAGGACUGGGGACUCAGAAGUGACUGAAUCAGAGAUGGAGACCCCCAGUGCCCUCAAUGGCAACCCGUCGUGGCACCUGGCAGACAGCCCUGCAGUGAAUGGAGCUACUGGCCACAGCAGCAGCUUGGAUGCCCGGGAGGUUAUCCCCAUGGCAGCAGUGAAGCAGGCUCUGAAGGAGGCAGGCGAUGAGUUUGAACUGCGGUACCGGAGGGCAUUCAGUGACCUGACAUCCCAGCUCCACAUCACCCCAGGGACAGCAUACCAGAGCUUUGAGCAGGUAGUGAACGAACUCUUCCGGGAUGGGGUGAACUGGGGUCGCAUUGUGGCCUUUUUCUCCUUCGGUGGGGCGCUGUGCGUGGAAAGCGUAGACAAGGAGAUGGAGGUAUUGGUGAGUCGGAUCGCAACUUGGAUGGCUACUUACCUGAAUGACCACCUAGAGCCUUGGAUCCAGGAGAACGGCGGCUGGGACACUUUCGUGGAACUCUAUGGGAACAACGCAGCAGCUGAGAGCCGUAAAGGCCAGGAGCGCUUCAACCGCUGGUUCCUGACGGGCAUGACUGUGGCUGGUGUGGUUCUGCUGGGCUCGCUCUUCAGUCGGAAAUGACCAGACACUGACCACCACUCACCAUCCUGCCCCCACAUCCCUCCAUUCGAUCACCAUUGCCACCAGGAGAACCACUACAUGCAGCCCGUGCCUGCCCACCUACCCACCACAGCGCUGGGCUUCGACCUGGUACCCCGCAGUUAGUCUUCUAGAAUCUGCCACGCUUCUGUGAGAGUCACCUUCCCCCACACCUCAGUUUUCCUGGCCUCAGAAUCCAAGCUUCUCCGUAGAAGCUGGCAGUGUAUGGGGGUGUUGUGGCUGGGGACAAGAGGGCCCUGCCUGAUUUGUGGGACCCUUACCCCUUAGCCUCCCAAGAGUGCUGUCUGCCAAGGAGCUGGAAAGUUUUCUGAACCUCUUCCCCAGAAAGAGACUAGAUUGCCUUUGUUUUGAUGUUUGUGGCCUCGGAUUGAUCAUUUCCCGUUCCCUCCUGGACCUGGGCUUCCCUUCCUUCCAUCUCCAUCCCCUAGAGCCACUUAGGGGCCACUUUUGGCUAAUUAGGGAUUUGGGCUACUUGAGAUAAAGAGGCAAAGACCAGGACCCCCUCCCCACCUCUGGCCUGGCCAUAGCCCCCACCCCCAUCCAAGGUCCUCCACAGACCUCGACUAGAGGCCCGGCCUACACGGGGUGGGGGCUGCCGUCACGACAGGAAGCACCCCGUGCCAGUGCAAGGGUAGCCCUUGCAGUUUAGCACCACCCCCGGUCCCUUCUCCCCUGGCUCCCAUGACCAUGACUGAGGGACCAACUGGACCCGAGACAGGUGCCCCAGAGCUGCGGAAGGCCUCGGCUGCCUCUCUUCCCACAGGGAGAUCAGCCUGCAGCAUCCUUGCCUUGUACCAAUGCCCGUGGGGUCCAGGGGCUCAGGGGCCUCAGCCCAGAGGUGAGGAAGAGCUAUGGGAGCAGCUGUGUGAACCCUAGGGUCUUCCCUACCUCAGGCAGGAGGAACAGGAAGCAGAGCUGUUGCACGGGGUGGAGGGGGCUGGAAGGCCCAGUCCUGCCUGGCCGGGCAGAUCCACACCCCACCCACACUCAGUCUGGGCAGCCGGGCUGCCGAGGCCAGAGUGGCCUGGCCAAGAGCCCUUCAGACCUCCCUCUCUCUCCUCUGCUUCACCCAUGGCCUGUCUCAUCCCUGGGGGUCCCGGCCACCCCGGGCUCUCUGCUGUACAUACUCGAGACUAGUUUUUAUUCCUUGUGAAGAUGAUAAUACUAUUUUUGUUAAGCGUGUCUGUAUUUAUGUGUGAGGAGCUGCUGGCUUGCUGUGCGUGUGCACGUGGAGAGCUGGUGCCCAGAGAUCGGACGGCCUGACGCUCCCUCCCCUGCCCUGGUCCAGGGAAGCCCGCCAGGGGUCCUGGCUCCUGAGGGGCACCUGUCCCUCCCUUCAUCCCCUGCCCCCCACUUGUUCCAGCUCUUUGAAAUAGUCUGUGUGAAGGUGAAAGUGCAGUUCAGUAAUAAACUGUGUUAAACCAG